CGCCUUUUUAGUAUCCUUACGUUUCAUCUUAUCAAUGGUUUAUGAUUCGUCGUUCCUGCUGACUGUGAAGGAUCGCGUAACAGAAAAACUUAAGACUCUUGGUGCAUUCAUUGAUGAUGAACUUCCGGAUUAUAUUAUGGUUAUGGUUGCGAACAAAAAAAGUGAAAGCGCUAUGGCUAAAGACUUACAGUUGUUCCUGGGUGAACAUACCAAUAAGUUUACUGAAUGGCUCCACCAAACGCUUGAAAACUUAAAAGUUAUAGGUCGUGACUCUAGUGGUGGACGUAGAGAUAAUGAAAGUGUGCGGUCUUCACGAUCAAAGUCUGGGCGACGGAAGGGUCGUAAAUCACGUUCGUCUGAAUCUCGCAGUGAUUCUCCCAAGUUCUCGAACCGUUCUAGAUCGAGGUCGCCUUUAGAACCAGUUAAACAUGGUAGAUAUGCUAAUAGUUCCCGCGAACCGCACGCGGAAGUAGAUGGCAGUGUAAAGGCAGCAGCAGGUGAGAUGAAUUAAUGUGUAAACACGUUGUAGAUGUAUAUAUUUCCGAGGAUAAUGGGUCUUAUCAUAUUAAAGAAGAGCGCAAAAUCAUGUCCACUUCUUCCUUAUCCCGAAAGUUAGUUCAAGAAAGUGAGAAUAAUUCAGAACUAUCGGAUAAAGUUAGCAGCCUGCAAUCAGUUGUUGAGGUGAAAAACUCAGAUAGUGUUAAGCAUGUGAGAACAAAACAAGAGUAUCCUCAACCAUCAAGUUUGCUGCUUAAAAGAGCUGUGAAUGAAGCUAAAGCCAGCACGAUGGCAACUGAAUCUAGUUUGCACACUCCAGCAAAACGAAAACCAAUCGCUCGACCAAUAGCUUGUUCUGAUGUGUCGUCGUCUUCACAGCCUGAUUCUACAAGGUUUUUCAUUACGUUAUCUGGUGCCGAACCUAAAUCCACACAAAUGAUUACUUCUCCUAAACUUCGUAAUUCUUCAACAGUUGGUCGCUUGCGUUCUGUUGGGUACUUCGAUCAGACAGAUGUACUGAAUGACAGAAAACUUCAACUGGGUCCACGCUUAGUAAAUACUAAAUCAUUACAUGGGGAAGGUAGAAUAAGUGCUAAACAUCGCCUUGGCCCUGUUAUUCAAUCCAAUGGACGCGUAGUUAGUUUAUCUCGAAGUGAUGAAAAUUUCGAAUACAAUUCAGGGAAUGAAUUUGACGAUUUUGUUGAAGGUGACUACGUAGAAUUAGCAUGUGACGAUGCAUUCGGAAAUGAUGGAAUCGGUGAUGAAAACCUACAACUCAAAGGAAACUAUGUACCCUUGUCAAAAAUAACCCUAGCCGAUAAAUUAAGUCAACCAACACCACAAUUAGUGGUGAAUUUGAAUGAAACAGAUGAAGAAGAAGAUGUUACCGGUUUUUUGGCUGGAGCUGAAAGACAGAAGAAAAACAGCUCAAUCAAACAUAAAGAAAAGAUACAAAAUGAUAUUACCACAGAAUCGAAAGCUCAACCAAAUAUUCCAAGCUCAUUGGAGCGUUGUAAAUUCUGGCCUAAUUGUCGCAAUGGUAGUUCCUGUCAGUACAUUCAUCCCACAGAACCAUGCCAGUUGUUUCCACGAUGUAAAUUUGGAGCAACAUGUACAUUUGUCCAUCCACCAUGUCGUUAUGGAGCAUUAUGUAGUCGCCCUGACUGUGCUUUCACACAUUCAUCGAAAAAAGUAUUGCCUGUCGUAUCUGCCAACCCAGCUCAAAUAGUAUGCCGUUUUCAAAACAGAUGUACAAAUCCCCAUUGUCAAUUUUAUCAUCCACCUGUUGUUGUUCAAGCCCCUCCAAUCAUUGUUCGAAGUUCAGCUUCAACUGUCCCUGUUUUCAAUAGCCAAAUCCCAUGUCGAUAUGGUUCUGGUUGUACUAAUCGUACUAAAUGUCCUUUCCUUCAUUCUGAUUUACCCUCAGUUGAUCAACUUAAAUGGAUUGCACCUUCCAAGAAACAACAAUCAUCCAAUCCGAUUUCCACAAAGGCAAACUCUACAGAGAAAGUAGUUAAGCCUGUAACCACGCUUAAAGAAUAAUGGAUUAGUUGUUAUUAGUGUUAUCGACUAAAGCUUUCUUAAAGACUAUUAGUUAACAAUAUCGUGUUUUGUCAUGCAUUUCUGCUGUUUAUUUUUUUCAAUUUUAAUAAUAAAUAAUUGGGAGCUCGUAGUGUU
Schistosoma haematobium is the source of this 2175-nucleotide messenger RNA. RefSeq lists its product as uncharacterized. The coding region runs from base 511 to 2040 and encodes 509 amino acids. Gene Ontology annotation, biological process: regulation of mRNA stability. Gene Ontology annotation, cellular component: cytoplasm; nucleus. Gene Ontology annotation, molecular function: metal ion binding; poly(A) binding. The transcript is spliced from 9 exons. NCBI's taxonomy places the organism in Eukaryota, Metazoa, Platyhelminthes, Trematoda, Strigeidida, Schistosomatidae. The record is from RefSeq and is a predicted model, not a curated record.